Molecule: messenger RNA, 2176 nt
Organism: Trichosurus vulpecula (common brushtail)
Lineage: Eukaryota; Metazoa; Chordata; Mammalia; Diprotodontia; Phalangeridae
Gene: FAAP24
Product: FA core complex associated protein 24
Exons: 5
Coding region: 218-868 (216 amino acids)
Biological process (GO): interstrand cross-link repair
Cellular component (GO): Fanconi anaemia nuclear complex
Molecular function (GO): chromatin binding
Source: RefSeq, a predicted model, not a curated record
AAGGCUAGUGGGACCGUUGCACACGGAGGGAUCUAGCCCGCCUGGUUUCGCGGCUCUGCUUGCGGCUCUGAGGGCGGAGCGGAGAGCGGAGUCGGCUGAACCGGUGGGAAAACAUCAGAUAUACCUGCGCAGGGGCGGAGACUCCUACUUGAGCAAGUUAUUUAGACUUUUUCACCAAGUAAACCAACACCAUCACACUAUAAUCACAAUAUCAUUGAUGGAGAAAGAAGCCACAUUCUCUAGUACAGGCCUUAUACAUGUUCCUUUCGGACAUGUUGUUGGAUGUGAGAAAUGGCGAGGGUCUCAGUUAGCCCAAGGAAUGCAAGGGAAGAUUAAGCUCGUCUUUGAGGAAGAUCUGACACUAGCGGAUUUUCACCUUUCUAAUAGAUUCUGUAUUCUUUAUAUUACUGAAGCAGAUCUGGUGGCAGGAAAUGGCUAUAAAAAAAGAAUUGUUCGACUUAGAAAUGCCAGUAAUCUUCAAGGGAUUGUAAUAGUUGAAAAAACACAGAUGAGUGAACAGUACUUUACAGCAGUGCAGAAAUUUGUUGUACUGGAACUUGGAAUGGCAUUGCUUCCGGUAUCCAGCCAAAUGGAAGCAUCCCAGCUUAUUAUCCAACUGGUUCAUGAACAAACCAAAGAGCGCAAUAGGAAUCCUUUUCUUAGGAAGAAAAGCUGCCAGCUUUCUGAAUCAUCAGUACUUCAAACAGUACAGCAGAUACCAGGAGUUGGAAAAGUGACAGCCCUGCUUCUGCUGCAGGAGUUUUCAAGUAUCCAAAAACUGUGCAAUGCAUCUAUCCAAGAACUUGAACAAGUAGUUGGACAUACGCUAGCAGAAAAAAUGCAUACAUUCUUUACCCAGACAAGGUGACAGGGCAUAAUCCUAAAAUAGUUUUUGGCCCUCCAGCAUCGCCAGAUUGUGAUUUUCUGUACCAAGGAAUUUGCUUUUCCAUCUUUUAUCAAGUAUCAAAAGGAAAGGUCAACUUAGAACGAUAAUCUCUAUAGUCAUGUUUUAAUUAGCUACCCCUUGGCCAUAGGUCUUAAACUAGCAGACCAGACCCUGCUGUUCUUUGACCAGUUGUCUAAGAUGUUUUUUGUGAUUAAGAUGAUCAAAACUUGAAUGCAACAUAUCUUAUUCUUUAGAAAUUUAAAUCAGUUUUAAUUUUUAAAAAUAAUUAGUUUAAAGGAAAUUCAUAAAUGUAGCCUUGACUGUAACAUCAACCCUUUUAGACUUCCUCAGACAUUUUAGAUGGUUGUUAGUCAGAAGCAAGAGUCAGUGAAAUGUUACGUUAUCACAGAUGUCUGAGGUAUUACAUGUAGUCUUUUGUUCUGGUCAUAAAUUGUAACUGAGGAUUAAAGGACUACAAUUUAAAUAAAGCUUUUGGUGCCUUAAAAUACCAAGCAUUUCAGUCCUGGUUAAACAUCUAGAUAAACCUUGAAAGGGGGAAAAACGAAGAGAACAAAAGAUAAAUUAAUAGUUAUUUAUUUAAAUACAUAAGCCUCUACAAAUGUAACGCUAAAGGCGCUAUUUGGAUACAUUUUCACAAUGCUCCCUUAGGAUUUUCAUGAUUAUGAUGAAACUAAAAUUUGGAAACUCCUGUUAAAUGGUACAUUUAGCAAUUCAUACUAAGUUUUCUAUAUUAUUUAGGUACAUAGCAAAAAAAAAACUCAUUACUUAGAAAAAACAUUUGAAUUUUAAAAGUCUUACAUAGAGCUUAAAACUUUAGUCAUAUAUAUAUUUAUUGCAAAGAAAAUGGGCUUUUUUUAGCCAGAGGUUUAUACAAGGUGCAUUUAUGCACUUUCCUACUUUAAACAAAAUGGAAAAUGUUUUGAGUAUCAAACAGUAUAAUAUCUACCCUGUAGAUGGCAUUUUUAUCUAACACUAGUGUGUUAGCAACAUGAAAAUUAUUUUUAAACAAUAUGUAAAGUCAAAGCUGGUUCUAAAUAGUCUCUGCUGCUAAAGUAUUAAUUAUGAAAUUUGGCACUAGAUUGCAUCUAGAACCUGCAACUGUGCAAGUUUGUCAUUCAUUUUGUAUAGCAAUCAAAGUAAAACUUGUCAUUGAGUAUGCAGAAUUAUUUUUGAUAACAGUAACUCAAAUCCACUACUGUAGUCUGGAUACUAGCUGCCAUGUUGUAUAGCAAUUACUUGAAUUAAAAUUAAAGAAUUUCUUUUUUUUCA